AUACUGCUCUAACCUCUUUUUCUCCACCUUCCUUCUUCCUACAGAUAAAGCAGAUGUUUCAGCCAGCUCUGAGAAUCAGCACCAUGGCCUUAUUCCUGGAGUUGCUGUUCCUGGCUCUUGUGUUGCUUCCAUUCUUUCCUGCAAAUGGACAGGAUCCAUCCUUUGCUGCUUUGUCAACUACUCGAACACAAGUCCAAAAAGAGAUUGUAGAUAAACACAAUGAACUAAGGAGAUCAGUCUCUCCACCUGCCAGCAACAUGCUAAAGAUGGAAUGGAGCAGAGAAGCAGCAGCAAAUGCCCAAAAAUGGGCAAACAAGUGCACUUUAGAACACAGCAAUGCAAAGGACCGAAAAACCAGUACAAACUGUGGUGAGAAUCUCUAUAUGUCAUCUCACCCUAAGUCAUGGUCAGCCCCAAUCCAAAACUGGUAUGAUGAGAAGGACAAUUUUAUCUAUGGUAAGGGAGCAAAGACUGCUGGUGCAGUUGUUGGACAUUAUACCCAGGUUGUCUGGUACUCCUCUUACCACGUUGGAUGUGGAGUUGCCUAUUGCCCCAAUCAAGAUAUUCUGAAAUACUACUAUGUUUGCCAAUAUUGUCCUGCUGGUAAUCAUCUUAACAAGAUAAAUACACCCUACCUAGAAGGAAAGCCUUGUGCCAGCUGCCCUUAUGACUGUGACAAUGGACUAUGCACCAAUGUUUGCAAGUAUGAAGAUAAAUAUCAAAACUGUAAUGAUUUGAAGAAAAUACUAACCUGUGCCCAUAGUCUUCCCAAGGACAAUUGCAAGGCUUCCUGCUAUUGUAAAGAUAAAAUUUAUUAAAUACCCAAUACAGACUGAGGGGGGCUAAGUAGAGAAGGGCCACGCUAUCUACUUAGAUGUGACAUUAGCAAAGAUAUUGUCAGCAUGUUGGCUACAAACUUGAUUCCAAGUAAUAAGGAGUCUUUUUCUCUUGGAUCUACUUUUUAUUUUACAGAAAUUUCUUUCAUCAAAGGAUUAAAAAAUUACAUAAUCUAUGAUUAUCUGUUGCUCAUGUAAAAAUUAUGAGCGAUAAGGAAAUUCUGAGAAACCAUUACAGACAAGAGGAGACUAAGAAAACAUGAGAACUAAAUGGAACGUGGUCUCUCAGAUCAGAUUCUGGAACACAAAAAGGUCAUUAAUGGAAAAAGUGGUGAAAUCUGAAUAGGGUCUGAAUUGUUUUUGAUAGUAAUGUCUCUUUCUUAUUCUUGACAAAUGUACUAGGGUUAUACAAGAUGAUAACAUGAGGGGAAACUGAAACUGGGUGAAGAGUAUAUAGGAAUUCUCUGCACUAUCUUAGCAAAAUGUCUAUAAAUCUAAAAAUACUCCAAAAUAAAAAGUGCAUUAAAAAAACCACUUUUCUUGGCUCCAUAAUGCUUGGAAAAUUCUCCUCUUGAUUAUCCGGUUAUUCUUUCUCAGACACCCCUCCCCCAGUGUCUCUACUCCAUUGCUAAAUGUUUGAUUUUAUUUUUUUCAUGGACGUUCCAGAUAAUACCAAUGAUUGGACUGUCAAAUUAGACUCAUAACCUUAUCCAGUGUCAAGAUUCACUAUUUUAAGGACAGGAAUAGUCAUGGGGUAAACAGAAAAUAGGGAGAGGUUCAAGAUCAUCAAUGCAGUUCCUGAAUGUUAUUUAAAUUUUUUUAACACUUAUUUUUGAGAGAGAAAUAGAGAAUGAGCAGGAAAGAGGUAGGGAGAGAGGAAGACACAGAAUCCAAAGCAGGCUGCAGGCUCUGAGCUGUUAGCACAAAGCCCAACUCAGGGAUCAAACUCAAGAACCAUGAGAUCAUGACCUGAGCCAAAGUCUGAUACUCAACUGACUGAGCCACUCAGGUGCCCCUUGAAUGAUAUAUUUGCAGUACAUUCCUUAAUAUCUAAAGUGAAAGUCUUCUUAGUCUACUUUCAAAAUCUUUCCAUUGACUUCUUAAGUACUUAGGAUAACACUCUUAAACUGCUCUGCAAGAAGUUGAAUUUUUUUUAUACUUUCCCUUUUAACCUCACUUCAUUCCUCUCUCCUUUAUUUCUUAUGCUCUAAGUACAAUGAUCUUAUCAAAUUCUUUCAAGCUCCGCAGGAUUUUCCAUACCUAAGGGCAUUUUUAUUUGCUAUAGCUCUGUCUGAAAGAGUCAUCCUUCUAGUAUUUGCUAGAAUAACUCCUUCACAUUAAAUGCCACCUUACCCAAGAGAUUCCUUUGAGUAUUUAAUCUGAAGAACUCCCCCCAUUUUCUCUCAUAGCUCCUUGUAUUUCUUUUACAAUAAUCAUUGCAAUGUAUAAUAAUUAAUUCCUGUAUUCAAUAAAUAUUUAUUGAAAAA
Messenger RNA from Neofelis nebulosa (Clouded leopard), 2323 nucleotides. RefSeq names its product cysteine-rich secretory protein 2-like. NCBI's taxonomy places the organism in Eukaryota, Metazoa, Chordata, Mammalia, Carnivora, Felidae. The record is from RefSeq and is a predicted model, not a curated record. Bases 54 to 818 code for a protein of 254 amino acids. Gene Ontology annotation, cellular component: extracellular region. The transcript is spliced from 8 exons.